Molecule: messenger RNA, 421 nt
Organism: Dentiscutata heterogama
Lineage: Eukaryota; Fungi; Glomeromycota; Glomeromycetes; Diversisporales; Gigasporaceae
Source: the annotation of a GenBank genome assembly
AUUCUUUUUUGCUUAUGAAAAUGAUAGUACUAGCACACAAUGUCCAACUUCUUCAUCGAUACACAAUUAUAAUAAUUUUACUACAUCUUUACUGAUGCAUGAUGCUGAUAAUAUUAAUACGCCUCUUUUGCCAACAAACAAUGAUGAUAUUACUAUAUUUCAAGUUUCUCCCUCAACAGAUAAUCUAACUUUGAAACAGCCGACACAAUUUCAACAAUUUAAUAAUAAGUUUGAAAUUACUUGGUGGUUGGCACACCAAAAAAGAAUUUUAGAUUUAGCAACUAAUAUUAGAAAAGUGAAGUUGACAAGAGUAGAUGAAGAGGAUAAUUCAACUUCAACAUCUACUGAUAUUAUAUUAAAUAAACCUAUAUCAAAACUUCCUAAAAUUGAUCAAGAAGAAUAUAAAGCUCUAUUUCUCUGA